Messenger RNA from Tarenaya hassleriana, 2544 nucleotides. RefSeq lists its product as uncharacterized. The transcript has 10 exons. NCBI's taxonomy places the organism in Eukaryota, Viridiplantae, Streptophyta, Magnoliopsida, Brassicales, Cleomaceae. Bases 138 to 2330 code for a protein of 730 amino acids. The record is from RefSeq and is a predicted model, not a curated record.
CGUACGAAGCGUGCUGGGGAAGAAAGGCAAUUGCAUGACGAGACGGAUACGAAUCUCAUCGCGACGAGGAUCUGAGGAGUCCUAGACGCGAGCGCCCGUUUUCUGGUCGAAAUCGAUUCUGAUUGUAGUUUCGCGAGAUGGAAGAAGGCGGUGACGGUGGUGGUGGUGUGAAGGUGGGGAUGCUGGAGGGUUUCAUGAGAACCCAUCAGAGCUCGUUGAAAUCCCUCUUCCAGCGAAAGAAGUCGCCCUCCGGUCGCGACGGAGAUUGUUCUCCGUCGGCUGUCGCUUCCCCGAAGCCCAUCCCUCAGCUCUCUCCCCUCGCCAAUUCCGUCGUCUCUCGCUGUUCCAAGAUCCUUAGGGCUCCAACAGAGGAUCUGCAGCAUCGUUUUGAUGUGGAGUUGCCUGAGAGCGUCAAGCAACUCUUGACAUAUGCGAGGAACUUUCUUGAAUUCUGCUCAUUUCAAGCACUCCACCAAGUGAUGAAGCAACCCGAUUACCUAAGUGAUCAGGAAUUCCGGCAGCUAACAUUCGAUAUGAUGCUUGCUUGGGAGACCCCCAGUGUUACAAGCGAGCAGGAAAACAAAGAUGUAGAAUCUCCUAAACAGGAGGUAGAGGAUGAGGAUGGGUGGUCACUAUUUUAUUCGAGUUCCACAAAUAUGGCAGUGCAGGUGGAUGACAAGAAGUCCGUUGGGCAAGAGGCUUUUGCUAGAAUUGCUCCUGUUUGCCCUGCCAUUGCGGACGCUAUAACUGUACAUAAUCUCUUUGACGCUCUUACGAGCUCUUCAGGACAUAGGCUUCACUUCCUCAUAUAUGACAAAUACAUACGUACACUUGACAAGAUUAUCAAGGCUGCAAAAUGCUCUUUAGGACCAUCGGUUGCUUGCCUUCAGCUUGCCAAGGGAGAAAUCGUUCUUGAUAUCGAUGGUGCAAAUCCUGUUUUACCAGUCCUGAAACAUGUGGGCAUCUCAGCAUGGCCUGGGAAAUUGACACUUACCGACUGUGCUCUCUAUUUUGAGUCACUCGGCGGUUCUGAAAAAGCUAUAAGAUAUGAUCUGAGUGAAGACACGAAGCAGGUCAUAAAACCUGAGUUGACAGGGCCAUUAGGUGCUCGUAUCUUUGACAAAGCUAUCAUGUACAAAUCAAUACUAGUAUCAGAGCCAGUUUAUUUUGAGUUUCCUGAGUUUAAAGGCAAUGCUCGUCGUGACUAUUGGUUGGGUAUAUGCCUGGAAGUCCUCCGUGUACAACAGUUUAUUCGGAAACACAAUUUUAAGGGAGUUCAGCGAUCAGAAAUACUUGCAAGAGCAAUUCUUGGCAUAUUUCGGUAUCGUGCAAUAAGGGAUGCUUUCCAAGUCUUCUCAUCGCAAUACAAAACACUGCUUAUAUUUAACUUAGCAGAAAGUCUGCCUGGUGGAGAUGUUGUUUUAGAAGCUCUAUCCAGUCGUGUUGCUCGUAUAAGCUCUGAUGCCCUUAGCGAUGCAGGUUCUGUUCAGUAUAUCAAAUGGCCGUCAAAAUUAUCACCUGUUUCACUGAUUAUGCUGGAGCAUUUUGGGUUGUCCUUACAAACUGGCACAAAUAUGGAAGAAGAAACGGUAAUCGUGGGAGAUUUUUGUGUUGGGGAGACAAGCCCAUUGGAGAUAGCUCUGAAACAGUCGAUAUUAAACACAAACAGAGCUGAAGCUGCUCAGGCAACAGUGGAACAAGUGAAAGUAGAAGGAAUAGACACAAAUGUUGCUGUAAUGAAGGAGCUAUUGUUUCCAUUCGUCAGACUCGGAUGGUGUAUUCAACGCCUAGCUUCUUGGGAAAAUCCUUACAAGUCAACAGUUUUCAUGCUUUUGGUCAGCUAUAUGAUUAUAAGCGGGUGGAUAAGAUUCAUAUUGCCGUCAAUAUUAGUCAUCAUGGCCAUAACAAUGCUAUGGCGUAAGCAAUUCAACAAGGGGAAGGAGCCGAAAGCGGUAAGAGUUACAGCUCCACCGAGUAAAAACGCCGUGGAGCAAAUACUUACACUCCAAGAAGCUAUCAGCCAAGUGGAAGCCCUUAUCCAAGCUGGGAAUAUCAUUCUCCUCAAGAUAAGAGCCAUUCUUUUGGCACUAUUACCGCAGGCCACUGACACGACGGCUAUGUUGAUGGUUAUUAUUGCGGGAAUGAUGGCUUUUGUGCCAUUGAAGUACUUGACAUUGAUGGUGUUCGUAGAGAGCUUCACGAGGGAAGUCGGGUGGCGGAAAGAGAGCAGCGAUCGUGCUCUCAGACGGCUUAGAGAGUGGUGGUUCCGAGUUCCUGCAGCUCCUGUUCAGCUUGUCAGAUCCGAUGACAACAAGAAGAAGAAAUCAUGAUGAUGAUGAUGAUGAUGAUGUUAUUGUUGUUGUCUUCUUCUUUCCCUUUUGGGGGGGCAGGGGAACGGAAAGAAGACAGAGGACCUUAUGAUACAUUGGUAGAGAUAGGAGACUUCAUUUCCAAACACAAACUUAGUUUGGCAAUCACAACCAUAUCCAUUCAGAUCCUUUAUGUAUCCUCCUUGUCCUUUGCCUUUUUUUGGGUUUUUUGUCA